Messenger RNA from Leptosomus discolor (cuckoo roller), 207 nucleotides. The record is from RefSeq and is a predicted model, not a curated record. Lineage: Eukaryota; Metazoa; Chordata; Aves; Leptosomiformes; Leptosomidae.
GAAGAUCCCGCCUUGGUCCGCUGGGCCUAUGCUAGGACACAGAACGUCUACCCCACUUUCCGCCCGACGCCUAAGACGUCCUUUCUAGGGGCUGUUUUUGCCAUAGGCCCUCUCCUCUUCUGUGCUGCGGUCUUCAAACUGGACAGGGAUCGUAAAGAGAGGCUUAUCCGAGAAGGUAAAUACGAGCGACCGUUCAGCGUGUUUUAA